AUGGUGGACCUCAUGGCUGCAGCUGAUCCAGUCGUGCUUAGGGGUGUCGUCAAGUUCGCCGUCAACUUGUCCCACGAAGAGCUUCAUUCAUAUCUUUUCUCACAGGUUGCGCCGAGCCAUGAGAAGGAGACGGACAGUGAAAAGAGGCCUUGUGUUGGUAAAAGGUCAGUGUCGAUCUCGGCUUCUGUUACCGAGGACAAUCAUGAGUAG
Messenger RNA from Sphenostylis stenocarpa, 210 nucleotides. The record is from the annotation of a GenBank genome assembly. NCBI's taxonomy places the organism in Eukaryota, Viridiplantae, Streptophyta, Magnoliopsida, Fabales, Fabaceae.